UCACUGAAUUUUUAUAAUAAUAUUUCUUAAAAAUGUGGAAGUUCCUUAUGAAGUGUUUUCUGCUGCAUUCUGUGAUCUACAUAUUCUCAAGACUUGUUCAGGAGUUGGGUUUGCUGACUAUCUCAGAUGACUACAUAAGAUACAAAAUUGAGAAAUGCAACAAAUUAUCUUGACUAGUAGAAAUAAGUAAGCUGAUAUUUGUAUACAGUGGAGCAAAUAUACUGAUGAUCCAGAUUUUAUCACUGGAAGUUCUGUUAGAAUAUUGCCUUGGCCAAUGCAGUUUCAUAUUGUUCAUAAUCUCCAAGCUGCCCUGCUUAUACUGCCUCAGUGUUAUAAUCGAACAGUACUUCUUGACUCCCCUUCAAAAGAAGAAAUACAUCGCUGAUUCAUAUUUCUUACUGCUUUUGAAUAAUUUCUUGAAAGGGUCAUUUUGGAUGAACCUCUUAAUGUAUCUGACACUGGCUCCAAGGUAUUUCAAGAUGCUUCUGCUUGUCUUUGUAAAUCUAGAAGAGAAGUUCAACAGGAAUUUAGCAGGCUUGAUUACUCUUGUAGAUGUAUGAGUGAGACAAAUUGAGAUUGGCAUCUGGAGAAUCCAGAUUCUGCAAUUCAAAGAUAAAUACAUCAGAGGAGAAGGAAAUUACUCAAUGUUUCUUGUGAGUAGAAUAUCUGGAUUUUUUGAGUUGAUAGAUCGUCAGGAUUACCAAUCUAUGCUUGACUUAUAUUGGUAUUUAAGUGCUGUCUCCACUAUAGUGUUUGCCUUUUUAUUAGCUAUAUAUUGGUAUUGCAACAAAAAAGAGCUAAAUAAGAUCACACUUGAGUGCCCUAAUGUUGACGAUUAUGGGGUUCCUAAUAACUUUGCACCAAACGCUUUUGACUAAAU
Messenger RNA from Moneuplotes crassus, 880 nucleotides. The record is from the annotation of a GenBank genome assembly. NCBI's taxonomy places the organism in Eukaryota, Ciliophora, Spirotrichea, Euplotida, Euplotidae.